Molecule: messenger RNA, 1702 nt
Organism: Panicum virgatum (switchgrass)
Lineage: Eukaryota; Viridiplantae; Streptophyta; Magnoliopsida; Poales; Poaceae
Exons: 7
Coding region: 135-953 (272 amino acids)
Source: RefSeq, a predicted model, not a curated record
UCUUCCGGCCCGAGGUCUUCUUCGACCCAACCAGCAGGCCCUGGACCCAACCAAACCCAAAUCACCACGAACACGAACACGAACACGAACACGGAGACGGAGGGAGCAACGAUCGUCGCCGGCAACCGGGAGGGAUGAAUUCUCAGUCUUCCCCCGUGGUUCUGCUUCACCUCCGCCGGUUGGAUCGCUUCUUCAAGCGCCAGGGCCUCCACAGCAUCGCCCAUACGCUCGAGAAGGAGUCCAUGGUGUACUUCGACACCGCGCAUCUGCAGAAGCUGGUGAAGGAUGGGCGGUGGGAAGCCGCCGGAACUUACCUGAAAGGAUUCUCGCCUCUCUGGGAGGGGAAGGGCGCAACCCAGCACUACACCUCCUUCUUGCACAACAUGCAGCACCACGCUAUGCUUGCUUUCCUCGCCUGCCGCGGUGAGGAAGGUGGCCGCGGCGCCAGCUCGCUUUUCUGCUCCAGUGAUGAUGCCUUCCGCAAAAAGUUCCCCGAGAUUGCCGAGCGCAACGACCUGUAUCGCUCCAUGGCCUCGGCACAAGCCAGGGCAUCCGUGAACUGGGAGGACAUAAAGCUCAGAACCUUGGAGGAACUGCAGGAGUUGCUUCAUCUUCAUCCUACCGUCAAAUGCAGCUUACGAAUGCGAAAGCUGCAAUGCACACCCACGGCAUCAGAAAUAACCCCCCUUGGUUUGCGGGGGUCUUGGAGGCAUCGAAGGAAGAGAGUGGAGCGCAAACCAGCAUAUGAACUAGCACGUUCCCUUCUACAGAAGAAGAAGAGGCUUCCCUCCAGUCGGCAGACAGAUCAGCCCGGUGACUCAGGUGUUCCAAGUGCUCCAAUUUUGGAAGCUAUGCUGCCUACAUCAGAAAGACCAACUAAAAUUAUUUCGACAACUCCAAAUAUUAACACAGGUAUGAAGCAUUCAAGACCUUAUGGUGCUCAUUUUCCAUAAAAUUUGGAGCAAGUUUUUGAUUCACAAAAGGGUGCAAAGAGGCUACAGACAACUGGAGAGUUUGCUGAAGUAAGCCGUAUCUGAUAGCUGCAUGUGUAAUUUUGAAAACCUCGAAUGGAUAGGGAUACAAGAUGCAUUCAUCUUCUAUCUGUAGUUCUAUGGUUUCCACACUUAAUAUUUUUACUGGUCGGAAACCUGCUUUUUUUUCUUAAUCAAUUAGUGUGUUCAUCGUAGAAUUAUACAAGAGUUCUAAUUUGGACUUGCCAGCAGGCACCAUCAUCUGUAAUUGAAACUUUCGAUAAUAGUAGGAAUAUAGGAUACUGAUAUAUGAUUUCUGGUCUUGUACAGGAAGCAAAGUUGGAUGUUUUGGUCCUCUGUUCACUCGAAAUGAGAAAGCCCUUUUUGUUACCAUCAAAGAUACUAUAUAUGGACUUUCUAGAAUACACUCCUAUUCUCUUUGGCUUCCAUAAAUCACAGAAGAAGCUGUCCCAUUAAAACUAAUCCUUUCUCAGCAACCUAACAGGGGUAUUAAGUGGUAUUCUACCUUGAAUACCCUGUUUCUUCUAUACAUCAGAGAAAAAGUAGAAGAAACAGGGUAUUCUAGGUAGAAUAUGUGGGUCGACUAGUAGCUAAAACCGGGCCUGCUUGCUUUUUUCUUGUCUACACUCAUAUGAUCUUGUUGAAUUGUAAGUUUGUAACAGAAAUACAAUUCGUUUAGUGUUUGAAUUGAAAGUUAAUUCUCAGUAGUA